AGCCGGUUCUCUGCUUCCUCCAUCCUCACCCGCCUCUUCUGCAUCCCCGGCACCGGCCCCUCCUCCUCCCGUCUCCGCUCCUGCUCUCCCCGCACAGGGUCUCACCCCUUCCCGCCGGACUGAUUCACCUUCUUCCCCCCCCACCGGAUAAGUAUUAUGUUCAUACAGCGUCUUCAUUACCAACAAUUUUCUAUGGAAAGUAAGGGGUACCGUAUCUCUAUGGCCAGUGGUAAAUGUGACGGCCGGGACGCCUUCAGAGAAGCCUGAUCCAUCAUCCCACUCCAACUGGAAUACUUGAAUAAGGCGCCGGCAGAGUUUAUUUGCCUUGUCUUAUAACUACAACACAUCCCGGACACACUCUAGCUUUUUUAUCUUCUGGCCUUUACACCACUCAAAGCCUCAAGAUGGUUGGAUUCAAACCCACAGAUGUGCCCCCUACUGCUGCGGUGAAGUUCAUUGGCGCCGGUACAGCCGCUUGUAUAGCGGACCUGUUCACCUUCCCUCUGGACACCGCCAAAGUCAGGCUUCAGAUCCAAGGAGAGACCAAGAUGCCCGUCGGUACGAAGGCUGCCCAGUAUAAGGGAGUCUUCGGGACCAUCUCCACCAUGGUCAAAACAGAAGGGCCACGGAGCCUCUACAACGGGCUGGUGGCCGGUCUCCAGCGACAGAUGAGCUUCGCCUCCGUCCGCAUCGGACUGUAUGACUCCGUCAAGCAAUUCUACACCAAAGGGUCUGAGCAUGUGGGAAUUGGCAGCAGGCUGCUAGCUGGAUGUACCACAGGAGCCAUGGCUGUGGCGAUUGCCCAGCCCACAGAUGUGGUGAAGGUGCGUUUCCAGGCUCAGGUGAACGUCUCCAGCUCUAGAAGGUACAAAGGGACCAUGGACGCCUACAAAACGAUCGCCCGAGAGGAAGGAAUGCGCGGCCUCUGGAAAGGUACUGCCCCCAACAUCACCCGUAACGCCAUCGUCAACUGCACAGAGCUGGUGACCUAUGACCUCAUCAAGGACGCUCUCCUGAAAUCCAACCUUAUGAGUGACACCCUCCCCUGUCACUUCACCUCUGCGUUCGGAGCUGGUUUCUGCACCACUGUGAUCGCCUCCCCCGUCGAUGUAGUGAAGACAAGAUACAUGAACUCUGCCAAGGGCCAGUACCAAAGUGCCCUGAAGUGCGCCCUCUCCAUGCUCCGGAAGGAGGGGCCCAAGGCUUUCUACAAAGGAUUCAUGCCCUCCUUCCUGAGGCUGGGGUCCUGGAAUGUGGUCAUGUUUGUGACCUAUGAACAGCUGAAGAGAGCCAUGAUGUCGGCCCGCACCUCCUGGGAGGCCCCGGUCUGACCGCAACAAAGCACCCAUCCGGCAGGUGGUGUGCGUGUUUAGAAUUAGCUGUGUCUCUACCUCUUGUAUUGCUUGCACUGGGUGUUACCUCCCCAGGUAGUCCUGUAAAACAAAGUAUGGAUCUCUUUAUUCUGAACUCUUCUCCUCCUCCCCCCCCCCCCCCCCCCCCCCCUCCCCUUUCUGAUCGGAGUGGAUUAUGCUGCCGUACCCCAGAAGUAGUUCUGAGAUGGCCUGCAAGGCUGUCAGGUGGCAUCUGGCAGUAUCACAUCCGGCAGCCAGUUGGUGCCUGCAGAUAUUGAAGUAGCUGUGGUGCCAAAUGUUACCAACUCCUGCAACUUUUAUUCUACUAAAACUAAGAAAACAGGGUUUUGCUAGAUCCUAUCUAUUAAACCGUAACUUACACCGGCUUUUAGCUCUGUAUUUCUGACUUAUUUUAAAGUAACACUUUUUUAAAAUUGGAAUAAAUAGCCCUCUUAUCCUAUAGAAGUGAGAAUUGCUGCUGUGGUCUUGGAUGUGAUAAUUUUUAAUCUAACUUUCAGUUCACCGGGAGCUAGACCCAUGGAAGUGCCUUGGUAAGGUCACUGGUGAAUGGAUAGUUGGGUAUCAGUGUGUGCCACAAAACGUCUGUCUCCAGUAACUUAAUUACCAUGGGCACCCUGUGCCUCGGACCCGACACAUACAGAAAGUGUCAACCUAUCCCUCAGACGGAGGAGAUGACACCACUGCCUCGUCUGCUGGUUACGUUUAACAAAUGAUGACUUUUAUUUUCACAUCCGUUCUUGCAAAUUGUGUGGUGCCUCAAUGCACAUUUUGUCCUAUCUGUCUCCUAAUCUGGUCUGUGUGGACAAAGCAUGCCAUCAGCAAACGGCAGCUUCUGCUUUUUACUAGUUUCAUGUGAGGUGACAGUCACAUUCCUUCCUCUGACGUGCUCCUUACUCAUCCCCACUUCCUGCCCUGUAGGUGUACAGUGGGAGACUGGUAACUCCUGCCCCAGUCAUCACUCUGCUCGCCCACUUCCACACCCUCUUUUUACUGUAAUAUGACCAAAUAAGCUGUUUACUGGUUAUUUUAUCUUGUCUGUCUUCUGUGUGGAUGACUCUGCAGAACUUCAAAUAAAGUCAAUGAACAAGAA
Molecule: messenger RNA, 2463 nt
Organism: Pseudophryne corroboree (corroboree frog)
Lineage: Eukaryota; Metazoa; Chordata; Amphibia; Anura; Myobatrachidae
Product: mitochondrial uncoupling protein 2
Exons: 8
Coding region: 405-1331 (308 amino acids)
Biological process (GO): adaptive thermogenesis; mitochondrial transmembrane transport; response to cold
Molecular function (GO): oxidative phosphorylation uncoupler activity
Source: RefSeq, a predicted model, not a curated record